Salarias fasciatus (jewelled blenny) is the source of this 1559-nucleotide messenger RNA. Its product is annotated as structure-specific endonuclease subunit slx1-like. The coding region runs from base 195 to 992 and encodes 265 amino acids. The record is from RefSeq and is a predicted model, not a curated record. The transcript has 5 exons. Gene Ontology annotation, molecular function: crossover junction DNA endonuclease activity; 5'-flap endonuclease activity. Gene Ontology annotation, biological process: double-strand break repair via homologous recombination. Gene Ontology annotation, cellular component: Slx1-Slx4 complex. Lineage: Eukaryota; Metazoa; Chordata; Actinopteri; Blenniiformes; Blenniidae.
CUCUUCAAAACAAAUGCAGUUUAAAUUCGCGACACAUAGAAAAGGCUAUCGUAAGAUUCCUUCUUUCCACCAACAUUUACCCAAGAAUAUAAAGCACUGCGAGUAACUCUCUGAACAGAAGAGGGCAGCAUUACACUGUAUAUGUGUACAGCCUGCCGGAAAGGAAAAGAAGAAGAACAAAUGCAGUUGUCACAAUGGUGGUGGAGGUAGAGCGGUUCUUCGGUGUGUACAUGUUGUACUGCACUAAUCCUAAAUUCAGGGGUCGUAUUUACAUCGGUUUCACGGUGGAUCCGGAGCGGAGGAUCCGGCAACACAAUGCAGGCCGGCACAGAGGCGGAGCGAAGCGGACCAGCGGCAGAGGGCCGUGGGAGAUGAUCCUCAUCAUACAUGGAUUCCCUUCUGAAAUUGCUGCCUUGAGGUUUGAAUGGGCCUGGCAGCAUCCUCACUCGUCCAAGCGGCUCACUCACGUCACCCGGAAAUCCAGGAAGGAGUCCAGCCUGCAGUUCCACUGGCGAAUCGUCUCCACCAUGCUGCAGGUGGCGCCCUGGAGCAGGCUGCCUCUGACGGCCCGCUGGCUCAAGCAGGAGUACAGGCUGGACUUUGCGCCCAGUCUGCAGCCUCCCCUGCACAUCCCCAUCGCUUUGGGCAGCGUGAGGGCCAAGAAGACGGCGGCGGCGGCCCCGCAGCCUGCGAGGGACAGUCAGGAGGACGCCACCUGUUUCCUGUGCAAGGAGCCGGUGAAGGUGUCCCAGAAGUUGAGCUGUUUCCAUGAUUCCUGUGGGCUCAGCAGCCACGUCACCUGUUUGGCUCGCUGGUUUCUGAAGACGGAGCCCUCGCACCUCCUGCCGGUGGAGGGCGUCUGUCCGUCCUGCCAUCGGUCCGUGCUGUGGGGGAGCCUCAUUCGUCACAAAUAUGGCUGCUACGGAGACGUGGCUCAGACGACGGACUCUGGACGGCAGGACCACUGGGUGGACGAGCUGCUGCAGACGUGAGCGCUAACGUCAGACGCUCCUCGGACUGGGAGGAUUUAUUUAUCCAGAAGCACCGGUUUUUAACAUGCUGUCUUUGACUGUGAUUUUUAAACGUGUAAAUAUGUAAAUAUAUGAAUUGUCUCAUGUGUCAGAUUUAUAUAAAAAUCUAAAUUGUCUGUGUGACUAUGAAUUAAAAAUGUUUUUGGGUAAUCCUGAUGCUCUGCUGUUGAUCAGCUUGUUGUGUCAGAAUACACUCCAUAGCCACUGUAUUACGCCUGUAACAACCAAACAACAGAAAUUAUUUCUUUGAAUUCAUUAUUAUAACAUUCCAGAGUGCAUUCAUUCACGAGUUGAGAGAAAGCCACAUUAAGUUGACUUCUAAAGGUCAUAGUGUGUUUUAGGUUCAUCCUGAAACUUUUUGUGAGCAGUUUAUAUCCCUCACUCCAGUGGGAAACAUGAAGACGGGUCGAGGCGUAAGCUUUACAGUGAAGGAAAGAUAGAAAUGAACUACUGAUUGAGAAAUUAUGGAAUGGAGAAAUAGUGUCUUCUUGCAUCUCCAUAUUGUGUGCUAUUAGGAUUUGAAAAAUU